Messenger RNA from Miscanthus lutarioriparius, 570 nucleotides. Lineage: Eukaryota; Viridiplantae; Streptophyta; Magnoliopsida; Poales; Poaceae. The record is from the annotation of a GenBank genome assembly.
AUGGCGCAGGCCAUGUACGGCGACUGGGCGCAACAGAUCGUGGUGCAGCUCUCCGUCUUCCAAGCCAUCGUCUGGAUCAUGCUCCUCCUAUUCGCGCUCGAGGUCAGGAAGGCCGCCCUCGGGACGAUGGAGAUGCAAGUGUUCAAACAAAAACUAGCAAGCACACGCAUCGGUUCUGGAGCAUUUGAAUCGAACGGUGACUACGCAGCGAUUUGGGGGUACAGAGAGAAGCAAAUGGUUGCUCGUUUGAAUUCGCUGGAUCGUGAAAUGACAAAUGAUGACUCAAGAUUCACAUCUGAGGCUAGACAAAUGAAUGAUGAGUUGGAGAAAAAGAAGAAUAGUUUGAUUUCUGUUGAAAUGCAGGCUGAUGAUUUUUUUAAGACAUCGGAGAAGAAGCUCCAAGAUGCAAGACUCAAAGCUGAUGAAGAAACUCAGGCGGCUGCUAAUAAGCUGCAGGAGCUUGUUUAUUCCAUGGCUGAACAUAAAGAGUUCAUGGGAACAAUAAUUGCUCAGAGGAGGAAGGACCUCCAUGAAGCUGAAGAUUAUAUAGCUUCUUUGGCAUCUAGGUAA